Eimeria mitis is the source of this 348-nucleotide messenger RNA. RefSeq lists its product as uncharacterized. The transcript is spliced from 2 exons. Lineage: Eukaryota; Apicomplexa; Conoidasida; Eucoccidiorida; Eimeriidae. Bases 1 to 348 code for a protein of 115 amino acids. Gene Ontology annotation, molecular function: ice binding. The record is from RefSeq and is a predicted model, not a curated record.
AUGUAUGCAGCAGCAAUAGCUGCUGCAAUAGCAGCAGUUACAACAGCAGCAGUAACAACAGCAGCAACAACAGCAGCAGCAGCAGCAGCAACAGCAGCAGCAGCAACAGCAGCAGCAGCAACAGCAGCAGCAGCAAGUGCGGAGCAGGGGGGAUGCAUAGGUAGCAACAGGCAGAUGUAUGCAGCAGCAGCAGCAGCAACAACAACAGCAACAACAGUAGCAGCAACAACACCGACAGCAGCAGCAGCAGCAGCAGCAGCAACUGCAGCAGCAGCAAUAGCAGCAGCAGCAACAGCAGCAGCAGCAACAGCAGCAGCAGCAGCAGCAGCCGUACAAUACAUCCGCUGA